This is a messenger RNA of Drosophila willistoni, 3594 nucleotides long. RefSeq names its product mucin-2. NCBI's taxonomy places the organism in Eukaryota, Metazoa, Arthropoda, Insecta, Diptera, Drosophilidae. Gene Ontology annotation, cellular component: extracellular region. The record is from RefSeq and is a predicted model, not a curated record. Gene Ontology annotation, molecular function: chitin binding. The coding region runs from base 40 to 3594 and encodes 1184 amino acids. The transcript has a single exon.
UUGGUUGUGAUCUAUGUUGGAGUUCAGGCUUAUCCUUCAAUGGAACCGCGUCAUAAUACUUGCGAAAAUGAGGAACGUUAUGAGAAUCAGGCCAUGUGUGCGGGCAAAGAAUAUGGUUGUCUUGUUCCCUAUCCCGAUAAUUGUACACAAUAUUUGGUCUGCGAUUGUCUAUAUCCAACGGUAAUGAGAUGUCCAGCGAAUUUAUGGUUUGAUAAUACAACAAAAAAUUGCAAUUUUCCACAAGGAAUGGAAUGUAUAUUCUAUACAUUUGAUAAUGCCGAAAGUUCUACUCAAAUCGUAACAGAAGGUACAACAGUAGGUCUAUCGACCACUACGGAGAAGAUUACAACCACUCCUACUACAACAACUGCACCCAAAACAACUACACCCAAAACAACCACACCAAGAACAACCACCACACCGAUAACAAACACACCGACAACAACCACACCAAGAUCAACUACGCCGACUAUAACGACAAUCACCACACCCAAAUGGGAGACAACAACAACUAUCGGUGGUUCAGGAUCAAGCACCAGCAGUUGGGAUCCAUCGCCUCCACCGCCGGGCAUUUCUGAUGACUUUUGCCGUGGUCUAGCCAAAGAUCAACCCGUCUAUCGUUAUCCAUAUGACUGUAAUGCGUAUAUUAAUUGCACCACUGGUUAUCCGGUAUUAAAUUAUUGCGAAGAUGACAAAUAUUUUAAUGAAUUCUUGUCAAUAUGCGAUACACCCGACUCUGUGGGUGAUUGUGAGGAAUUACCCUUACCAACGAGCACAACGCCCAUCUCUACCACAACUCCAGCAAUCUCGACCACAACUGAAGAUGAUGGUGUAUGCGGCCCAUCGCCGGAAUUUAUAGCCGAUGACUAUUGUCAGUCUUUGGGUAAUGGAUUCUAUAAGUAUGAUUAUGACUGUCAAGGUUAUUUGACAUGCAAAAAUGGUUGCACUUACCUGGAUUACUGUAUAGCUGAUAAAUUAUUUAACACUUGGCUUCACAUUUGCGAUACGCCCAGCGCCGUGGACUGUACGCCUUUGCCCUAUCCCACGACGUCGACAAGCGGUCAGACCACAGAGUCAACAUCAAGUCUGGGUACAGCGACCACAGAGAGUACGUCGAUUUCGACAACUGAGAUGGCUUCAACAUCGACAACCACAUCGACGCCAGUUACUUUGCCACCUGAUGUCAAUCCUGAUGCUUGCAAGGACUUAAAUGAUGACCAACUUAUACCAUAUGCGGGAAAUUGCUCGCAGUUUUUAUAUUGUGAGAAUCACGAAGUGAAAUUAGGUGAAUGUCCUAAUUCGAUGCUUUUCAAUCCGGAUUUCAUGUGUUGCGAUGAGCCAGAUGAUGUUUAUUGCUAUGGUGAUCGUACCACUACCACGCCAAAAACAACAACACCAACCACCACAACUCCAAGUACUACAACUACAAUUGCAACCACUCCUACUCCUACUCCAACGACAACGACAACGACAACAAAGGCUACUACUUUGGGGCCAGACGAGUUGUGUGCAAAUGCCGAGCUAUCGACAUUUUUCCCAUAUCCCGAGGAUUGUACAAAAUACUAUAUUUGUUUGGGUGAAGGUCGUUGGUAUUUGGCCAAAUGUAUAUCCGGAUACUAUGAUCCAAAGACUGGGGAAUGUGGUCCAGAUGUAUCACCUACAGCUUGCAAGGAGCAAGAUACAACAACAAGUCCCGCAACCACUGUAACAACAACCACAGAGGCUGCAACUAGAACCAGCACCACAAGCGGUAGCACCCCUACUCCCACAACCACCACAGAGUUGGCAACAACAACCACUUCAGCUCCAUCUAGUGGAGGCGUGUGCUCCGAUCACGAUCUUGAUGAUAUGGUGGCCUAUCCCAAUAACUGCAAGAAAUAUAUAGUCUGUCGUUCACCCAUUCCCAUUGCCUUCUAUUGCCCAGAUGAUUCAUAUUAUAGUUCCGAGCUACAGCAAUGUACCUCUUGGGAAGACAGCGAUUGCGAUAAGGGUGAAUCAACUACAACACUCACACCUGGUUAUACACCAGCACCAACAAUGUGCACAAAUAGCACACGUGACACUUUCCCUUAUCCGGAGAAUUGUCAGUGGUUUAUACGCUGUGUGGAUGAUUAUAUCUAUAUGAUGGAUGUCUGCAAUUGUGGUGAAUACUACGAUCCCAUAACAGAAAAGUGUGGUCCGGAUGUGCCAUCGGAUGCUUGUCGUUGGGAUUAUACAUCAACCACUACCAAUACGCCAGCAUCGACAACAACUCCCGAGGAGAGCACAACAGCUGUGACUAGACCGCCACCUCAGAAGGGUCCUUGUGAUGAUGCGGAAGAUGGCCAAUUAGUGCCCUAUCCCAAUGACUGUACGAAAUAUAUUAAAUGUGAUCGACCCAUAGCAGUCUCCGGCGAAUGUGAUGAAGGCGAUGAAUUUAGUGUGGAAUUUGGCAAAUGUGUUGACGCUGAGAUAGCUGGUUGCAGUGUCACAACAACCAGAAAACCAUCCACAACUGCAGGACCGAUCACAACAGACGGAACUACAACUCCUAGGACUACUGAGAGCACUACAAGAAUCACUACUGAAAGCACAACAAAGAUCACUACACAGUCUUCUACAGAGAGCACAUUAGAACCUUCUACAGAGAGUACCACAGUUAAGACUACAGAGAAGACCACGGAGAGCUCUACAGAUGGUACCUCGACAAGUUCUCCUAGUCCAACAACAGAUAGUCCAACAACAACUACUGAGGAACCUUCAGGUGGUGGCAUUUGUUACGGAAAACCCGAAUAUAGUUGGGUACCGUAUCCAAAUAACUGUAGCAAAUACAUCGAAUGCCAGUCCCCGAUACCAAUUGGCUUUGAUUGUCCCGAAGGUUUGGAAUUCAGUCCUACUGAAUUUAAAUGCAUGGAUCCAGAAUUAGCUAACUGUAGUCCCAAAGCAACCACAUCCGAUUCAACAACUGGAACCACUGAGUCGUCUUCGACUCAGAAACCAACUUCUACUACAGAGAACUCUACAACGGAAUCAACGACUCCUGAACCUUCUUCUACCACACAGUCUUCUACCACCGAAUCUACUACAGAAUCAACAACUCCUGAACCUUCAACCACCACAGAGUCUUCCACCACAAAGUCUUCUACGCCAGAAUCUACCACCGAGUCUACCACUCCUGAACCCUCUUCCACCACAGUAUCAACGACUCCUGAACCUUCUUCUACCACAGAAUCAAGUACACAUGAACCUUCUUCCACCCCAGACUCUUCUACCACAAAGAUUUCUACGACAGAAUCUACCACGGAGUCAACCACUUCUGAACCUUCAUCAACGACUACUUCCACCACGGAAUCAACGACCUCUAAACCUUCUUCCACCACUGAAUCUUCUACUACUGAAUCAACAACUCCUGAACCGACUUCAACUACCUUACAUCCUAAUACACCAAAUAUUUGUUGUGGUUAUCCCUUGGGAACAUUUUUACCCUAUCCCAAUGAUUGUAGUCGCUAUGUAAUAUGCGAUUAUCCCAUUCCCUAUGCUGUAUAUUGCAUUGAGGGGACAUAUUACAAUAAACAACUACAACAAUGUACCGAAACGGCUAAUGAGAACUGCUAA